Aspergillus fijiensis CBS 313.89 is the source of this 1701-nucleotide messenger RNA. RefSeq names its product FAD binding domain protein. NCBI's taxonomy places the organism in Eukaryota, Fungi, Ascomycota, Eurotiomycetes, Eurotiales, Aspergillaceae. The record is from RefSeq and is a predicted model, not a curated record. The transcript is spliced from 3 exons. The coding region runs from base 257 to 1537 and encodes 426 amino acids.
UGAAGGAAGUGCUGGGAUGCUGACCAGGCUCACGGCGUGUUGGGAGUUGAUACCGAUACCCGUGCGUUCAUUCUUCAUAAUACUGCGCGCGUUUGCAUUGAUUUCUCCUGGUCGUUUGUUCGCCUUUUUUUCUGCCUGCUGAUCCAACUGCCCUAAGUGAACCUACCCAUAUUCCAUACUUGAGCGACAGAUUCCCUUGUCCACUUCUCGUCACCACCAGUUCCCCCCUAUCCAGACACACACCAAGACAGAAACAAUGGUCCCCGAGUCCGUGAUCAUCAUCGGCGGCUCCGUCGCAGGCCUGCUGCAAGGCCUCCAACUCAAACGGCAAGGCAGCAACGUAAUCGUGCUGGAACAAGACCCGUCCAAGGACCGACACAGCCACGAGUCCGGCGUGUCGAUUGGCCCCAGCGUCGUCGCGCUGCUGGACAAGUACGACGCGACGGGGCGGCCGGCGGCCAUCCCGACGGAGUACCUGAGCGCGGCGUGGCGCCGCAAGCACCUGCGCGUCGCCAACACGCGCUGGCACCACCACAUGAGCAACUGGGGCUGUCUGUACCUGAUCCUGCGGGCCAACUUCGACGGGCUGGCGUCCGCCGCCGUGCCGCACCCGCCGGGGCCCAAGCCCGGCGACGGGACCGUGGACUACCGGCCGGGCAAGCAGGUGACGGGCGUCCGGUACGAUCGGGCCGCCGACGGGGGCAAAGGGCUGGUGGAGGUGGAGUACGUGGACGUCACGACAGGGGCGACGGAGACGGCGCGCGCGGGGAUGGUGCUCGCGGCGGACGGGGUGCAUUCGACGGUGCGCCGGCUGCUGCAGGUGCCCACGCGCAAGGAGUACGCCGGCUACAUCGGGUGGCGCGGCACGGUGCCGGAGAAGUUGCUGUCGGCCGGCACGGUGGAGUACUUUGAGAAUCGCCUGAAUUUUACGCUGUUGCGCGGGACGUAUUUCAUUAGCUACUUCAUCCCCACCGAACAGGGCCACGUCGAACCCGGCAAACGCCUCCUCAACUGGGUCUGGUACUACUUCCUACCGGAAGGGUCCCCCGAGAUGGCCAAGAUCUUCACCGACAUCCACGGCAAGGUCCACCCCAACACCGUGCCGCAGGGGCUGGUCGACCCGGAGGUCUGGCGCGCGCAGCUGGCCGCCCACCUGCCCAAGAUGACCGCCCCGCUCGCCGAGGUGGUCUCGCUCACUCCCCGCGUGUUCGUGACCAAGGUCGGCGAGGCCCAGUGCUCCACGGCCAGCUUCUUCGACGACCGGCUCGUGCUCGUGGGCGAUGCCUUCACGGGUUUCCGCUCCCAUCUUGGCAAGGCCUCGGAGCAGGCCGCCCAGCAUGCCCUGCAGAUGGACCGCGUGUGGCGCGGGGAGAUCUCCCAGCGCGAGCGGGACCGCGAGGCCCGGUUCUAUGCCGAGCGGUUGAUUCUGCUGAAUCGGUUGAUUGGGUUCAUGGGGCUGGGGCUGUGGUGGACGGUGCUCAAGACCGGGGUCGCAUACUUGUGGGUGGUUCUGGGGUAUAAGCUGGGUUUUGCUUGAUAUUUCGGGUUAGGGAUGGGGUUACUGAGAUAUAGGUUGAGUGAAGUAUGAUGUUUGCAAUUUCAGUUCUGCUUUGUGGUUGAAUUUCUGCAUGUGUAGGGGUUGAGCUGGUAGCCCUUCCCUGUGGAAUAAAUCUCUAUGGUAACGAAACGAUAUGACUCCCA